GCCUGGUCAUUUUGAUUAUUUGCUCUUACAGGAAUUCUAAUUCAACUCAGCCAGAAGCCAAUAGCCAAUACGAACAGACACUGUCAAACAAACAAGUUCAGCUAACUGUCGAAAAGCCGAAGGGACUAAGACGAUAGUGACAUCUCGGAGAACCAGCAAAAACUAAUGUUGGUUAACCCAGCGAGAACAUCCAGUAGGCAGUCCCAUUGUCCAUUUUUAUAAUCAUCGGACCUCCAGUAAAGCGGAAGCCAGGUAGGCUACCGUUUCUACCCUUGUAUCAGUCAAAACAGAGAGGUGCGAAGACCCGUAGACGGAGGGGGAAGAGAGACAGAAGCAAACACAGCGAAAGCAACAUUCCUGCUUCACUCCAGUUACCGUCGUCACUCCACAAAAUCACGAAAUGACAGAAGUGUUGCCUGGAAGCACGCAGAAUUAAGGAGACGGAAAACCGAGAACGAUCCAGACUACUUAUUGACGUUUCUGAUUCCUCAUAGUUGUGCUGGCACCCGCUUGUUUUUAUAAGCUAAAGAACAUAAGUAUCCUUCAGUAAACAAUGCGUAUCCUGGAGAUAUGGGGAUGAUAAAUACAGCCAAUCUUCAAGGAAGAGAUAAUUUGACCAGUUUACGACAGAUGGGAAUUUGAACACGGAAGGAUUUGUGUACGCUUAUUUUCAUUACUACUGACAGUCUCGUUGCAUUUAAAUCAAUGUUAUAAACUCCUGCGCUGUUAUACUCACUUGAUUUGAAAUAAUCUGCAUCCUAAAAAGCGCUAGCGAUUUCAGUGAACAUGUCGUGGAUUUCACUAACCGAAAACCUAAUUGAGGAGUAUUUUCUGAUUUAGUUGCUAUGCCAAGAACCGGAUGGUGGGCAAUGUGGGUCAGUUUGGAUUGAGCGGAACAGCAAGAUGCUUCCAUGAAAAGACAACGGCACGCGCGUGUGUGAGAGUGUGUAUGCAUUUUCUUUCUUAGCGGGAUAAAGCUAACCCAAAGGUUCAGAAAAUAGACGUUAAUGCCUCCAGUCGUUCCUUUGGGAAUACAUUCGGAUUCUUGGAUUUUAUUUUAGGCCCGGGACUUCGUGGACUUGCAUUGUAAUAUGCAACCAGUCAGUAUCUUCAAAACAACAAUAGUCUCAAAGGGAAUCAAGUCGGAGAGCACAAGAAUAAAAUAAAGACAAUUGCCUGAAUUAAUACGGGGAAUUAUACCAGCCCCAUAAAAAAUGAGACGCACGCUUUAACAGGAAUACUAGAUUUUAUGACCGUCAGAGCACGACAGAAGAAAUACAUCUUCAACAUGUUUAAACGAGGCUGUGGGCUGGAGUUCCUGCUCAUCCUGUGCGGCCUGGAGCUGUCCUGGUCGUGCCCGCACCACUGCAUCUGCUACACCGCGCCCAGCACCGUCAGCUGCCAGGCGCACAACUUCCUGACGGUGCCAGAGGGCAUCCCGGCGCACAGCGAGCGCAUCUUCCUGCAGAACAACAAGAUCCAGCAGCUCCUGAGGGGCCACUUCACCGCCAACACCGCCAUGCUGUGGCUCUACUCCAACAACAUUUCCUACAUCCAGCCCUCCACCUUCAGCGGCUUCACCCAGCUGGAGGAGCUGGACCUGGGGGACAACCGCCACCUGGGCUCCCUGGCGCCAGACACCUUCCACGGGCUCAGCCGGCUCCACGCCCUGCACCUGUACCGCUGCGGCCUGAGCAGCCUGCCUACCGGCAUCUUCCAGGGCCUGCACAACCUGCAGUACCUCUAUCUGCAGGAGAACCAGCUGGAGUUCCUGGAGGACGACCUGUUUGUGGACCUGCUGAACCUCAGCCACCUGUUCCUGCACGGCAACCGCCUGUGGAGCCUGCACCAGAACACCUUCCGUGGGCUGGGCGGUUUGGACCGGCUGCUCCUGCACCACAACCGUCUGCAGUGGGUCCACCAGCUGGCCUUCCAUGACCUGCGGCGGCUCACCACACUCUUCCUCUUCAACAACUCCCUGACGGAGCUGGCGGGGGAGUGCCUGGCCCAGCUGCCCGCCCUGGAGUACCUGCGGCUCAACGACAACCCGUGGGAGUGCGACUGCAAGGCCCUGUCCCUGUGGGACUGGCUCCAGCGAUUCCGCGGCUCCACGUCCUCCCUGGGCUGCCAGGCCCCACCCGAGCUGGCCGGGAAAGACAUGAAGAGGCUCCUGAAGGAGGACUUCCCCAGCUGCGGGGGGUCCGAGUCCCUGCACCAGAGCAAGGGCGGGGCCUGGCCGGGCAGCGACAAGGUGUCGCUGAAGAAGGAGCACCACCCACGGCCACACCCGCACCACCCUCACCUGCCCCACCACGACCAGCACUACCCCUUCACCCCCUCGCCCCUGCCCCGUCCCCCGCCCCCCUCAGCCGAGGAGGAGGACGGAGCCGCGCCCCCCCUCAGGCCCCACCGGCCCCGGAACUGCACCAGGCAACGCAUCCGGGGCGGAAAGGGCAAGGGACCCAACGACGUGCACGGCGACAAGGAGUAUUCUCUCGACUUCGGCCCGGGGGGCAAGUACGACCCGUCCGUCCCAGGCUCCUCCCCCCCGCGGAGGAAGCACAAGUGCGGCCCCCGGCCCUCGGUGCGACCCCCCAGCGGGGUCAAGCAAGCGGACUCCAGCAGCCGAGCGACGCUCCUCUCCCCCCUGCUCCUCCUCUACACCUGUACCGCUUUGCCCUUCCUCCUGCCGCUCGCCGCCGAUAUACUCCGCUGACCCUCCGGGGGCCGCCACAGGGAUACUACAACCACAAUCAGUCCUCAGACAGACUCUACCGCUCCUACACUGCAUGUAUGAAAGUGCGUUUGUGUGCGACUGUGUGCGUGAAAGCUGCGUGUGAGGAGCUCCUGUCUUUUGCGAGAAAUUGAGGCGGGGAACUGAUUAUCGAACUUCAAAGAUAAGGGACCCCAGCAAAGAAAGGCAAAAGAGUCAUGUUUUCAAAGAUAUGAUGUUGGGAAAAAAAUCAAGAGUGAGAACGGAGCAAGCCUGCACUGCCAUAGUUGUUGCUGAUUGCUUUAUUCCUUGUUGUUGUUCUUCUUGUCUCUCUCCUUGGUUUUUAAUUAAUUUUUCCAUUGCGUUUUAUAUUAUUUACACACAGUGGACAAGACGUUCAGAGUAACCAGAACCAUAAGCUAGAGGUAGAGCAAAAAUAAUAGCCUUUAUUAUUAAAUUCCAGUUUCUAUUUUUGUCCUCUGAACACACAGAGGCUACAGUAUAUAGCUCCCAGGAUACUUACACCUCUCCUCAGUCUCUUUCCUGUUGAGAAUAACUGUCAUUUCUUAAUUUCUCCCUGUUAUUACUCCGAGAGAGACUGAGGUAAAGCACACCUGAAGGUAGCCAUCCAUAACUGUAAUAGCCACCUCACAUAUAUUGGACCAAGGCGCCUUGUUUAUCAGCAGCAGUACUCCGUACACCACAAUCGGUAGAUGGAAAGCAUUGGUGUUUCACUCAGAGAAAGCGCUCCAGUUCAUUGUUAAGGUUACAACUGCUUCUUUUUACGUGAAAUUCCCUUCUCCAGUCUCCAUGACACUGUUGGUGCCAUUAAAUCCAUGACACAUAUGGGUUCUUUACAGUGUGCUUUCUUAUUUCUUUUUUUUAUUUUUACUUUAGCUUUUUUUUUAUUACAUAAAUGAUAUUUUGUAUUAUGAUUUGUGUCUGUGCACAGUAAAAAAAAGCCAACUAUACACAAGCUGCUAUAUUCUUUAGUGAAGCAAAUGAGAUCCUGCUUAAAUCUCUGUUGCUUCGGGAGUGCUUUUUCCCCCAGGAAAGCAAGCUGUUCAGUAAAAGAAUAUUUAUGUGAGUUUCUUGUCUUAUUUGUCUGAUUGUUCAGAGAGACUUAAAAGGCCUUGGUGUUGAACAUGGAAGGGAGCUAAAAAGUGGUAAAAACAGUGGGUGAAAAGCAGUAAAAAAGGAAAAAGAUGGCAUUUCCUGUGACGUCUACCCCUUAUUGGAAUCUACUGUCUCUUGAUAUGAACAUUUCUACUUCACAAAGGAGAGGAAAAACUAAAAGAAAAGACUCUACCCUCUCAAAAAUAAAAAGAGAAUUGAUAAAUGACAAAAAAUAAAAACUGUCUUGUUGGCAAAUGUGAGGAAAUAUCAGAGAACUUAUUUAUUUAUUGAAAAAAUAAAUGUAUUCUUGUUGCCAAUGAAAAACAACGUGAAAACAGAACUUUCUACGCUGGCACGGACAAACAUGGAGGAUUCAAAAAAAUGUCUUACCUGCAAAUGUUGAUAUGCCGACAGUCAGUGAAGCACAGGACACUUGCUUGUGGAAUAUUCUCAGCAAAUGAGUUUGUGCACUUGGACAGACGGCAUACAACAGCGCCCCCUCUGGACUAGUUGAGUUUUAGUGCCCCAGACUAGAUGAUCCUAAGACUGUGUUUGUACUAAUGUGAACUCUAAAUCUAAAGUAAUAAGAAUAAUUACAGUGGUGAUUAUAACCAUUCAUUAUCAUGAAAAUGUUUAUAGCAUUCAAAGUGAUUACAGGGUUUCUGCUUCCCCUAAAGGGGAAGUGUGUUUUUCCUUUCUUUUCUGUUUUUCAUUUAAUUUUUUCUUCGUUUAUUUUUGGUUCAUUUUCUUAAUUUGCGAGUGUGGUCUUCUCUGCACCAUUUCAGAUAAACAGUGCACAAUUCUGUACUCCCUCAUUUUAGUCCUGUCCCCUGUGUCCUCCACCCCCCCUACAUGC
Molecule: messenger RNA, 4685 nt
Organism: Conger conger (European conger)
Lineage: Eukaryota; Metazoa; Chordata; Actinopteri; Anguilliformes; Congridae
Product: reticulon-4 receptor-like 1
Exons: 3
Coding region: 1250-2716 (488 amino acids)
Cellular component (GO): plasma membrane
Molecular function (GO): protein binding
Source: RefSeq, a predicted model, not a curated record